Molecule: messenger RNA, 1144 nt
Organism: Balearica regulorum gibbericeps (East African grey crowned-crane)
Lineage: Eukaryota; Metazoa; Chordata; Aves; Gruiformes; Gruidae
Source: RefSeq, a predicted model, not a curated record
AAAUACGUGCACACCCCAUAAUCCUGCUCAGCAACUGGUGUGAUCAGUCGUUCAGAAGAGCCAGAAGCUGUAAAAUAUUAUUGCAGUGGUCAUGGAUGUAUUUACAGACCGGGACAUAUUCCGCGAUAUUGUUGAUGCAGCAUAUAAACGCUGGAUCCCAGUCUAUAUAAUCCUAGAUGAGGAGGGUGUGAAGCUCUUCUUGGAAAUGUGCAGAUGCCUUGACCUCAGUGACUUGCAAAUACGGAAUAUCCGCAUACGUUCUGUGACAGGAGUUGGGUUUUACAUGCCAGCAGGGAAGAUCAGAGGCACACUGGCAUCCCGAUUCCUGAUGGUGGAUGGUGAAAAGGUGGCCACGGGAUCAUACAGCUUCACAUGGAGUUCAUCCCACAUUGACAGAAACAUCCUGCUAGUCUUGACAGGACAGCACGUGGAGAUGUUUGACGUUGAGUUUCGUGAGCUCUAUGCCAUCUCAGAGGAAGUUAAUUUCUACAAGGAACUGGGUAUUGCUAACCCAUUCCUUCUUGGAAUUGGGAAGCCAGGCCUUCAUUCUUCCACCGUGGCUCGGAAGUUCAUUAACCCCAAGUACGGUUUAGUGGCGGGGGCAACCCGUGGUGAUAUGAUGCUCUGGGCUUCACGACACAGGCAGGAUAAUCAGGGAAACAUGGAAAAGGAGGAAACAAGUGAGUCAAAGAAACGGUUAAAUCAGUUUCUGAAUGACUUAAUCACAUUGGAGCAAGAGUUCCCAGAAAUUGAUCCACCUCUGGAAAACGUGAACAAGCUGAAUCGGAGCCCUCAGAAACUGUUCUCCCGGCUCCACAUGGACCUGAAAAAUAAAUCCAAAUCCAGAGAGUCUAUUCGAGAUGUGAAGAAGGAAGAUGCACAAGUCAAUUCAAAGCAAGGAAAACGGUUUGCCAGUGGGCUUUUCAGUCGCAAGGCCAAACGGUCUCCAGGCUCAAGCAUUGAGGCCAAUUCUUUUGCCAGUGAAGGACAUUCAGGAGAAGACCUUGGGAACAUGAAACUGGAAUAUGAGCGGCUCAGCAUUGGCCAUGCCAGUGUUCGGAGCACUGGAGACAUCUCAGGUAACCUGGGUCCAAACUCCGCUACAAGUGAUAAAAACAAACAAUCUACCUGUGUGUUAUCUUGA